CAUGGCUAAACACCAUCCGGAUUUGAUUUUUUGCCGCAAGCAGGCUGGUGUUGCCAUCGGAAGACUUUGUGAAAAAUGUGAUGGCAAGUGUGUGAUCUGUGACUCCUAUGUGCGUCCCUGCACCCUGGUGCGCAUAUGUGAUGAGUGUAAUUACGGCUCUUACCAGGGGCGCUGUGUGAUCUGUGGUGGCCCUGGAGUCUCCGAUGCCUACUACUGUAAGGAGUGCACCAUCCAGGAGAAGGAUAGAGAUGGUUGCCCAAAGAUUGUCAAUUUGGGGAGUUCUAAGACUGAUCUCUUCUAUGAACGUAAAAAGUACGGCUUUAAAAAGAGGUGAUUGGUGGGUAGUCCCUGCCUCCCCCCAUCAGGCUGCUGCAGCUGCAAGCGAAUACACCCCAAACCAGCAGCAGAAAGGAAGGAGAGACCAGAACGUCACCAGACUUGCCUGUUGGUAUACUGGCCCCUUCCUCGCCCUCCCCCAGACACAUAGUAGCAACAGAAAAGGAUUCUUCCUAGUGCACUCUG
Molecule: messenger RNA, 522 nt
Organism: Orycteropus afer afer
Lineage: Eukaryota; Metazoa; Chordata; Mammalia; Tubulidentata; Orycteropodidae
Gene: PHF5A
Product: PHD finger protein 5A
Biological process (GO): mRNA splicing, via spliceosome
Cellular component (GO): U2 snRNP; U12-type spliceosomal complex; precatalytic spliceosome
Source: RefSeq, a predicted model, not a curated record